Molecule: messenger RNA, 1152 nt
Organism: Rotaria sp. Silwood2
Lineage: Eukaryota; Metazoa; Rotifera; Eurotatoria; Philodinida; Philodinidae
Source: the annotation of a GenBank genome assembly
AUGCAGAUAGAAUUGACAACGAUUCGGCAAGAUAUUCAUGCUCAUCCCGAAAUGGCCAUGGAAGAAGAACGAACAGCAACUCUUGUCGCUUCUAAACUCAAACAAUGGGGUCUAACGGUUACUGAAGGUGUCGGUCGAUAUGGCGUUAUUGGAACAUUGAAGAGUCUCCAGCCAGGCGAUCGUUCCAUUGGCCUUCGUGCCGACAUGGACGCUCUGCAACUUAUAGAAAAAUGCAAUGUACCGUAUGUUUCAACGAAGCCUGGUACAAUGCACGCCUGUGGUCAUGAUGGACACACGACUAUGCUGCUUGGGGCUGCGAAGUAUUUAGCCGAACAUCGAGAUUCAUUCUGUGGAACUGUUCAAUUUAUCUUUCAACCAGGCGAAGAAGGACUUAAAGGCGCUAUCGCCAUGAUAAAUGACAAUCUCUUCGAACGAUUUCCCGUUGAUGCUGUCUAUGGUUUGCACAAUAUUCCAGAACAAUUAGGAAAAUUUUCUAUACGAUCAGGUCCUCUGAUGGCAGCAUCCGAUCGUUGGUAUGUUACAUUUCGAGGUACUGGAGGUCAUGGAGGCGCAGCACCGCAUCUUGCAACUGACGUUACAGUUUUACAAGCACAAUUCAUCAUGGCGCUGCAAACCAUUGUUAGUCGUAAUAUCAAUCCGAUUGAUACAGCAGUGAUCAGUGUUGGUGCCAUUCAGGGUGGCUCUUUCCUAUCAGCUAAUGUUAUGCCAUCUGAAAUACGUAUUGGAGGUACUGCACGAAGUUUCACUGAGUCUGUUCGUGAUCUUAUUGAACGACGUAUCAAUGAAUUAGCGAAUAAUCUAGCUACGACUUUUGGAUGUACGGCUCAUGUAGAAUAUAGUCGAGGUGGAACUCCUCUUGUUAAUCAUGACGAACAAACAAAACGAGCAAUCAAAGCUGCUGAAGCAGUCGUCGGCAUGGCGAAUGUCAACAAGAAUAGGGAACCUUUUACGGGCGCUGAAGAUUUUGCUUUCAUGCUUUUGAAACGACCCGGUGCUUUUAUCUUCAUGGGCAUCAAUGAUAAAGAAGUAUCUGCUCAGUUGCAUUCGCCUGAUUAUAACUUUAAUGAUGAUGCAAUUCCAUUCGGUGUCGCCUACUGGAUAAGUCUUGUCCAGCAAGAACUCAAUAAUUGA